AUGCGCUUAAUCGACGUCAACACCCUUGAACUCAAGGAGUUUUUCAGCGAGAAGGCGCCACCGUACGCCAUCCUAUCGCACACAUGGAAAGGUGAUACAGAGGUGACGUUUCAGGAGUGGGAGCGCACCGCUACCGAUAGUACCAUUAAGCGCAAAGAGGGCUAUACUAAGAUCGUGGGGGCAUGCUGUCGCGCGCGUUCCGAUGGCUUACAAUACCUUUGGUGUGACACCAACUGUAUCGACAAGAGUAGCUCUGCUGAACUUAGUGAGGCUAUCAACAGCAUGUUCGCAUGGUACCGCGACUCGACCGUGUGUUACGCGUAUCUCUAUGAUGUCCAGGCAGAGAUGGACACAUUCACCAAGAGUCGUUGGCUAACAAGGGGCUGGACGUUGCAAGAGCUACUCGCUCCAAAUAAGGUCAUCUUCUUUGACCACAAUUGGACAGUGCUAGGGGAUAAGAGUGACUUGGCUGAAGUGAUCUCAGGUAUCACCAGGAUUCACAUUGGUGCAUUGAGGGAUCGUUCAACAAUCUACAAUUAUUCUAUUGCUCAGCGCAUGUCUUGGGCAGCCGAUCGUCAAACAACGCGCCCAGAGGAUAUUGCAUAUUGUCUUCUCGGCAUUUUCGACAUCAACAUGCCUUUAUUAUAUGGCGAAGGGACAAGGGCCUUUGCUAGGCUACAGCGGGAGAUUAUCAAGGUCUCUGAUGACCAAAGUAUCCUUGCAUGGGAUUUACAGCACUCUGAUACUCGUUCUCUAACGAGUGCUUUAGCUUCAUCACCUGAUGAAUUCCGGUUCUGUGAUUCCAUAGCUAGAAGUGUUGGGAUCCAACACUUGCCGUACUCGAUUACAAAUCUGGGGAUAUCCAUGAACCUUCCCCUUAUCGAAACCCUCGUAGGCGAAACACAGUCCCAGCAGCAAUCACCAGGAGACGGAGGAGGAGGAGGGAAUGCUGCUGCUGGUGGCGGCGGGGGUUCAUACAAACGAGCAAGCCGGAAGGGAGCUCCCCGGAGGUUUUCGUGCGACUGGGCCGGGUGCGACAAGAUGUAUUCGAGAGCUGAGCACCUUCAGAGACAUCAAUUGAAUCAUGCUCCCAAGACUAUCUAUACGUGCGACGUUCCUGACUGCACGCAAACUUUUGUGAGGCCAGAUCUGCUGGCGCGCCAUAAGAAGCGCCAUUCGUCUUCGUAUAUUCCGAGGAACCGUACCAGCAGCUUUAGUAUGCCUACUAAGGAAUCUCCUCAGGAGAUACCUCUGAUGCCUUCACCUAGCAUCGCUACGAAUGUUGUAGGGCCGCCACGGUCGGCGACAUUUCCACAGCAGCCUGCGAGUGCUCCGCGGAACGCAGCUGUACUCUUGACUUCUGACUCUCCAGUUCAAGCUCAACAUCCACCUUUACCGCCUCCUAUGGCGCCUACGCAACCAAGUCCGCUAACCCAUAGCGUUCCGUGGACGUCUUCGAUGGAUGGCGUCAACAUUAUUCGUCAGAAGCCUGGCUUCUACGGUCGUGAACCACCACCCAUGCAUGACCAUUCCACAUUCGUUCCUUAUCACAAUGUGCCGGUACCGACUGAUGCGAACGAGCUAGGGAUUCGUGAAAACUUUGGCGUCUGGUUGUUUGACCCUCAACAGACGUAUCGAGACUUUAGUUUCGCUAGCAUACCAUUUCUUGAAGGCGGGUUGGAAUCACCGUUCAAUAAUAAUAUCCAUUAUGAUCACGAAUCACUCACUAGUCGAUCCCAACUUGAUCUUACACCCCCACGACAUCCCGACAUGCCCGACGAGCUUAUUUCCGAGUAUCGUCGCGUAGAUGUUCUACGCUAUGUUAAACUGUUCCAUCAGAAACAGAACAGGUUCGACUCUAAGUUAGCUAACUUGAUGCACGAAACUAGCGACGACAUACCAGGUCUAAACUUAGAAUUUCUACGAGAUUGCAUGCGACAUUAUUGGGAUUUUGUAUCGCCGAGACUUCCUAUCGUUCAUCAACCGACCUUCUCUUCGGCGCAAUGCUCCAUCCUCCUUCUCCUAGUAAUGAUUGCCUUGGGUGCCGCUCAGAUAUACAGUCGCGAAUCUAGUCGGGAGCUUCCAGAAUAUAAAGCAUUAGCCGACCUCAUUAUCUCCAACGUUCGUUUUGAAAUAUUAACCGCCGAUGAAGCGUCUCCGCCGGUGGAACUCUGGGUCGCCCAGGCCUUACUCUUAGUGGAAUUUUACGAGAAGAUGUAUUCAUCUAGGAUCCUUCACGAGAGAGCACACGUCUACCAUUCGGUAACCCUAACACUGCUUAGACGAGGUAGCCCCUUAAUUGGAGGGGCCGGAGCUGACUCGCCAUCCGACGAGCAGAACGGAACGGAGCAUCCUGCGACAUCAGAUGCGAGGACGUGGUGGAUAAAAUGGGCCCGGACGGAAUCAAUGCAUAGAGUAGUCUUUGCCGCAUUUAUGAUGGAUAUCGUUCAUGCUGCGAUGUUUGGACAUGCGGCCGACAUGGCCCCUCACGAAAUACGCCUACCUUUACCUUGCGACGAGUCUUUAUGGUCGGCGUCGAGCCCCGAGAUAGUUCGUCAUCACGAUUCGAAUUUUAGAUUAUACGGCGUCAAGCCUGUUUCAUUUUUAGACGGGUUGAAAUGUGCCAUCCAUGGGAAGGAAGUCCGAACCCACGCGUUCGGCCGUAUGAUUAUUAUGUGUGGGCUUCUAAGCGUCGGCUGGCACCUCAGACAUCGCGACACGCAUCUAAAGUGGCUUGAGCUAGGAGCUAGUUCUUCGGACACGAGGGAUAAGUGGUGUAAUAUGCUCCUGAAAGCAUUUGACGAUUGGAAGACCAGUUUCGACCAGGCUAUCGGCUCAAGUGACUCUGAGUCGGAUGGCCCUGGACCGCAAGCUCAUUCUAACGGGCUCAUUCAGAGUGCGUCUGUUCUAUACCACCUUGCUCAUAUUAGCCUGUAUAUCGACAUUGUUGAUUGCCAAGUCUACACUGGGGCUAAGCGGUUACUCGGCCGCAAAAUUUCUACUCGAGAUUACACUAAUGUCGUGGCGCGAAUGUCGCUGUGGUCAAAUCAAAUGACUACCCGUCACGCAAUACUCCAUGCCUUUAAGCUUCUUCAUCGUAUUCUGGUGGAUCCCCGUCAGAAGAGGAACAAUGGCUAUGCGAAUACUCCUAUCGAUACCUAUGGAACACAAUACUCGUGUCGGCGAGAUCCCGAUCCUCAUCGACCGUGGAUUAUGUAUUAUGCUACUUUAAGCAUCUGGUCUUUCGUACGAGCACUCACUCAAUCUAGAGAUCAAUCAAAUACUCUCCGACCAUUCCCACAGCAAUUACAGCGUAAUACAACAGGGGCUUUUGACUACCUCUGUAAAGUGACUAAACUCUCAGAACUGGAUACUUCGACGACGAACCUUCAGGCAAACCUCCAAGAUGGAUUGUCAAACUUGCUCGACACUAUAGGUACUCUUACAUCCGAGUCACCUUCUGAACUGCUCAAAGAAGCAUGCGGUCGGCUCGACAUAUGCAAGCAUAUGCUUUACCACGGCGAAACUUGA
This is a messenger RNA of Daldinia childiae, 3531 nucleotides long. RefSeq names its product Vegetative incompatibility protein HET-E-1. The coding region runs from base 1 to 3531 and encodes 1176 amino acids. Gene Ontology annotation, molecular function: zinc ion binding; DNA binding. The record is from RefSeq and is a predicted model, not a curated record. Gene Ontology annotation, biological process: DNA-templated transcription. The transcript has 3 exons. NCBI's taxonomy places the organism in Eukaryota, Fungi, Ascomycota, Sordariomycetes, Xylariales, Hypoxylaceae.